CUCUACAGAAAAAAGAAAAAAUUUCAAUCAUACUUAUUUAAUUUAAAGUAGACACUUGGAAACAAAGGAAAAGAGACCCUCUUGCUUCUUGCUAUACUUCUAUUUUAUAAGGUCAAUCAUUUCCUCAUUACCUGUAACUUCUUUUGGGGGGAAAUAAUAAAGAUAAAAGAGAAGAAAGUGAAACAUAGGAUGAAACUAAAAGCUAUGAGAUUAUAACUUUUAGAAGUUAGAAGAAAAGGAAAUAGAAUGCAAUAACAAUACACGUGAAGCUGAUAUUUCAAGCAUCUUUAUACUGCGUCUUCUGCUAUCACCAAAAAUAGCUUUCAUUCGUAUGAUUUUUCUAUGUAUCAUUUUAUUUGGUCCUCAUUUCUACUAAAGUAAGCAGAGAAGAUGUUAUUAUGACCAUUUUAUGAAAAUAGAAACUAAAAAACAUGACGGGAUUGAGCAAGAUUAUCUCUGCCCUUUGAGAAGUAAAAGGUACUUGAUUUGGAUGGAUGAAGCUCAAAUUAAAAGAAAUAACAGACUAAAGAUAUAGUAAAUAUAUUUAAUGUUUUUUAAAAGUUCUUUUAAAAUGGGAAGAAAGUAUCACUAUCAGUACACUGCCGAUUUUUCUCCUAACUGGCUCCUUAUUUGGAGAGGAUUUAGUCACCACUGCUGCAGUUCUGCAGCGGAGGCGCCGGGUGCCGGUCUUGGCUAGUGCUGUGCAAAGUAUUGGCUCCUCCCGCCGCAGCCAACUUGGAAGAAAAGUGUACUCUCUAUCCGGCUUCCUGCAGCGGAGACACCCAUCAGAGAAUCCAAGCACCAAGACAAAACAAAUAGUUGGUUCUGCUCAGAGAGGUCUUGGGAUUAUUUAAAGAUCUCCUCUCCUCGGAUUUAGAAAGGCAAAGGCGCAGAGAGGGGGAUGGGAAAUAGCUCCGGAUGGAGCGGCCCAGCAGAGCGGAGGCGAAUGCUGUUUCUCUUCCUGCUCUCUUUGUUAGGCCAGGGGCUCUCCCAACCGAUCCGCUACGCUAUUCCCGAGGAGCUGGACAAUAGCGGAGGAGGCUCCCUGGUAGGGAACCUCGCCAAGGACCUGGGUUUUGGCGUAGGGGAUUUACCCACUCGGAACCUGCGGGUUAUUGCAGAGAAGAAAUUCUUUACCGUGCGCCCCGAAAAUGGGGACUUAUUUGUGAGCGACCGUAUAGACCGAGAGGAGAUUUGUGGCAAGAAGUCAACGUGUGUUCUGGAAUUUGAAAUGGUUGCUGAAAAGCCUUUAAACUUUUCUCAUGUAACCGUGCUGAUCCAGGAUAUUAACGACAACCCACCGACCGUUAGCGAAAAUAUCACUGAGCUGGAAAUCAGCGAACUGGCGAUCACUGGAGCCACCUUUGCCUUGGAAUCUGCUCAGGAUCCUGAUGUAGGUGUCAUUUCGCUGCAGCAGUACUACCUCAGCCCUGAUCCGCACUUCUUUUUAAUUCAGAAGGAGAACCUGGAUGGCAGUAGGUACCCAGAACUAGUACUGAAAGCACCCCUGGACAGGGAAGAGCAGCCGCAUCACCACCUGGUCCUCACAGCUGUGGAUGGGGGCGAGCCCUCCAGAAGCUGUACCACCCAGAUCAGGGUAAUUGUCGCAGAUGCAAAUGAUAACCCCCCAGUAUUUACUCAGGACAUGUACAGGGUCGAUGUUGCAGAGAACCUGCCCGCUGGCUCCUUGGUAUUAAAAGUGAUGGCCACUGACUUGGAUGAGGGUGUUAAUGCCGAGAUCAUCUAUGCCUUCAUCAGUAUUGGUAAGGCAGUGAGACAAUUGUUCAAGCUGGACAGUAAAACGGGGGAACUCACCACUGUUGGAGAACUGGACUUUCAAGAGAGUGAUAGCUACACAAUUGGGGUGGAAACAAAGGAUGGUGGACAUCACACUACAUAUUGUAAAGUACAGAUAGAUAUUUCAGAUGAAAAUGACAAUGCCCUGGAGAUAACCCUGGCUUCUGAAUCCCAACAUAUACAAGAAGAUGCUGAGCUGGGGACUGCUAUUGCCCUGAUCAAAACACAUGAUCUAGAUUCUGGAUUUAAUGGAGAAAUCCUAUGCCAACUAAAAGGAAAGUUUCCCUUUAAAAUCGUUCAAGAUACCAAAAACAUAUACAGGUUGGUGACAGAUGGAGCCCUGGACCGGGAGCAGAUCCCAGAAUACAAUGUGACGAUCACAGCUACCGACAAAGGCAAUCCACCGCUCUCCUCCAGCAAGACCAUCACUCUGCACAUCCUUGAUGUCAACGACAACGUUCCAGUUUUCCACCAGGCCUCCUACACGGUGCAUGUAGCUGAGAACAACCCGCCUGGAGCCUCCAUUGCGCAUGUUAGCGCCUCGGAUCCCGACUUGGGACCUAACGGCCUUGUCUACUACUACAUCGUGGCCAGUGACCUGGAGCCGCGGGAGCUGUCGUCCUACGUGUCCGUGAGCGCGCAGAGCGGGGUGGUGUUCGCGCAGCGAGCCUUCGACCACGAGCAGCUGCGCGCCUUUGAGCUCACGCUGCAGGCCCGCGACCAGGGCUUGCCGGCGCUCAGCGCCAACGUGAGCCUGCGGGUGUUGGUGGGCGACCGCAACGACAAUGCACCGCGGGUGCUGUACCCAGCUCUGGGGCCCGACGGCUCUGCGCUCUUCGAUAUGGUGCCGCGCGCUGCAGAGCCUGGCUACCUGGUGACCAAGGUGGUGGCGGUGGACGCAGACUCGGGACCCAACGCCUGGCUGUCCUACCACAUUCAGCAGCCUAGCGAGCCCGGGCUGCUCAGCCUGGGGCUGCGCACCGGUGAGGUGCGCACGGCGCGUACCUUGGGCGACAGGGAGGCCGCCCGCCAGCGCCUGCUGGUCACUGUUUGUGAUGGAGGACAGCCGCCUCUUUCAGCCACCGUCACGCUGCACCUAAUCUUCGCAGAUAGCUUGCCAGAGAUACAACCUGACCUUAGCGACCGUCCCACUCCCUCUGACCUUCAGGCAGUACUGUUUCACCUAAUAGUGGCGUUGGCCUUGAUCUCAGUGCUCUUCCUCCUCGCGGUGAUUCUGGCCAUUGCCCUGCGCCUGCGACGCUCUUCCAGCGAGGGCUACUUUCAGCCUGGUCUCUACUCCAAGACUGAGUUCCCAACUACAUGGGACUUGCUUUUCCUACGUCUGUUCUGUCCAUUCCUCAACAGUUUAUUUUCUAUAGCUGAAAUGGGGCCGUGUCAGCCUGUAAUCCACCUUGGGAGGCGAGACGGCGAUACGAGGUCAGAGUCGGACCAUCCUGGUACACAGUCCGUCCUACUAAAAUCAAACUUAGCCGGCGAGUCGCUGUACCACAUUCCUCAACCUGUUUUUCCUCUUCUUAAUCCCAGAGAAGUCUCUAAUAAGCCAGUAAUGGCGCCUCUGCAGAGGCGUCCGCUGCGCAGCGAGCAGGUCCUGCUCCUCACGCUCCUGGGGACGCUGUGGGGGGCCGCGGCAGCGCAGAUCCGCUACUCUAUUCCCGAGGAGCUGGAGAAAGGCUCCUUCGUAGGCAACAUCGCCAAAGACCUGGAACUGGAGCCCCGGGAGCUGGCGGAGCAUGGAGUCCGCAUCGUCUUCAGAGGUAGGACGCAGCUUUUCUCUCUGAACCCGCGAAGCGGCAGCUUGGUCACCGCGGGUAGGAUAGACCGGGAGGAGCUCUGUGCUCAGAGCCCGCGGUGUCUGGUGAGUUUUAACAUCCUUGUCGAGGAUAAACUGAAUCUUUAUCCCGUGGAAGUGGAAAUAGUGGACAUUAAUGACAAUACACCCCAAUUCUUAAAAGAAGAAUUGGAAGUGAAAAUUCUCGAAAAUGCAGCUCCAUCCUCUCGUUUUCCACUAACGGAGGUCUAUGACCCUGAUGUGGGAAUAAACUCCCUUCAGGGCUUUAAGCUCAGUGGUAAUAGUCACUUCUCAGUGGAUGUGCAAAGCGAAGGCCAUGGGCCCAAGUACCCGGAGCUGGUGCUGGAGGGCACCCUGGACCGGGAAGGAGAAGCCGUUUACCACCUGGUCCUUACUGCCUUGGAUGGCGGUGACCCUGUCCGCUCAAGCGUUGCCCGAAUUCUGGUAACAGUUGUAGAUGUGAAUGACAACGCUCCAGUGUUUACUCAGCCUGUCUACCGUGUAAGUGUUCCUGAAAACCUGCCAGUAGGCACACCAGUGUUGGCAGUAAAUGCCACCGACCAGGAUGAAGGAGUCCACGGGGAAGUAACUUAUUACUUUGUGAAGAUUACAGAAAAGAUCUCACAAAUUUUCUGUUUGAAUGUUUUGACUGGAGAAAUUUCAACUUCUGCAAAUCUAGACUAUGAGGAAUCGAGAUUUUAUGAGCUGGGUGUUGAAGCCCGGGAUCAGCCAGGUCUUCGAGACAGAGCUAAAGUCUUAAUAACUAUCUUGGAUGUCAAUGAUAAUGUACCAGAAGUGGUUGUUACAUCUGGAAGCAGAACAAUUGCUGAAAGUGCACCUCCAGGAACAGUCAUCGCUCUUUUUCAAGUGUUCGAUCGAGACUCUGGCCUGAAUGGCCUGGUAACCUGUUCCAUCCCGAGAAGUCUCCCAUUUGAAUUGGAAAAGUCAGUUAGCAAUUAUUAUCGAUUAGUGACAAAUGCAGCUCUAGACCGGGAAGAGGUAUCCUUAUACAACAUUACUGUGACAGCCACGGACAAAGGAACACCACCUCUGUCAACAGAAACAAUCAUCUCCCUAAAUGUGGCAGACACCAACGACAACCCGCCCACCUUCCCCCACUCAUCCUACUCAGUCUAUGUCCUUGAAAACAACCCCAGGGGCGCCUCCAUCUUCUCUGUGAAUGCACUGGACCCUGAUAUGGACCAGAACGCCCGAGUCUCCUACUCACUGGCAGAAGACACCCUCCAGGGGGCGCCCCUGUCCUCCUACGUGUCCAUCAACUCCGACACUGGGAUUCUGUACACCCUGCGCUCCUUCGACUAUGAGCAGUUGAGAGACCUACAGCUGUGGGUGACAGCCAGCGACAGCGGGGACCCGCCUCUUAGCAGCAACGUGUCACUGAGCCUGUUUGUGCUGGACCAGAAUGACAAUGCGCCCGAGAUCCUGUAUCCCGCCAUCCCCACAGACGGUUCCACCGGCGUGGAGCUGGCGCCCCGCUCCGCAGAGCCUGGCUACCUGGUGACCAAGGUGGUGGCGGUGGACAGAGACUCGGGCCAGAACGCCUGGCUGUCCUACCGCCUGCUCAAGGCCAGCGAACCGGGACUCUUCGCUGUGGGGCUGCACACGGGCGAGGUGCGCACGGCUCGGGCCCUGCUGGACAGAGACGCGCUCAAGCAGAGCCUCGUGGUGGCCGUCCAGGACCACGGCCAGCCCCCUCUCUCCGCCACUGUCACGCUCACCGUGGCUGUGGCCGACAGCAUCCCGGAAAUCCUGGCCGACCUGGGCAGCCUGGAGCCCUCCGACGGUUCUCACAACUCUGACCUCACGCUGUACCUGGUGGUGGCGGUGGCCGUGGUCUCCUGCGUCUUCUUGGCCUUCGUCAUCGUGCUGCUGGCGCUCAGGCUUCGGCGCUGGCACAAGUCACGCCGGCUGCAGGCUUUGGGAGGUAGCUUGGCGAGCAUGCCCGGCUCACACUUUGUGGGCGUGGACGGGGUGCGGGCUUUCCUGCAGACCUAUUCCCACGAGGUCUCACUCACUGCAGACUCGCGGAAGAGUCAUCUGAUCUUCCCCCAGCCCAACUAUGCGGACACGCUCAUCAGCCAGGAGAGCUGUGAGAAAAGCGAGUCUCUUCUCACAACUCAGGAUUUACCUGAAACGAAAGGAGACCCCAGGCGACUUCAGCAAGCCCCGCCCAACACGGACUGGCGUUUCUCUCAGGCCCAGAGACCCGGCACCAGCGGCUCCCAAAAUGGCGAUGACACCGGCACCUGGCCCAACAACCAGUUUGACACAGAGAUGCUGCAAGCCAUGAUCUUGGCCUCCGCCAGUGAAGCCGCUGAUGGGAGCUCCACCCUGGGAGGCGGUGCCGGCACCAUGGGCUUGAGCGCCCGCUACGGACCCCAGUUCACCCUGCAGCAUGUGCCCGACUACCGCCAGAACGUCUACAUCCCAGGCAGCAAUGCCACACUGACCAAUGCAGCUGGCAAGCGGGAUGGCAAGGCCCCAGCAGGUGGCAAUGGCAACAAGAAGAAGUCGGGCAAGAAGGAGAAGAAGUAACAUGGAGGCCAGGCCAAGAGCCACAGGGCAGCCUCCCCCCAACCAGCCCAGCUUCUCCUUACCUGUACCCAGGCCUCAGAGUUUCAGGGCUCACCCCCAGAAUACUGGUAGGGGCCAAGGCCAUGCUCCCCUUGGGAAACAGAAACAAGUGCCCAGUCAACACCCAUCCCCUUACCCCCCGGGGGUUGAAUAUGCAAAGGGAGUUCUGCUGGGAACCCCCAUCCAAUCAGUUGCUGUACCCAUGGGGGUAGUGGGGUUAGUGUAGACACCAAGAACCAUUUGCCACACCCAUUUAGUUAUAGCUGAACUCCUCCAUCUUCCAAAUCAAUCAGGCCCAUCCAUCCCAUGCCUCCCUCCUCCCCACCCAACUCCAACAGUUCCUCUCUCCUGAGUAAGUUGGUUGGGGUGUUGAAGUACCAGGUAACCUACAAGACUCCUAGUUCUGAAGAGCUGGAAGGGUAUCAUGACCUCUUGGCCUCUCCUUUGAUUCUCAAUCUUCCCCCAAAGCAUGGUUUGGUGCCAGCCCCUUCACCUCCUUCCAGAGCCUGAGAUCAAUGCUCAAGUUUUGGAGGACAUGGUCACCAUCCCCAUGGUACUGAUGCUUGCUGGAUUUAGGGAGGGCAUUUUGCUACCAAGGCUCUUCCCAACGCCCUGGGGACCAGUCUUCUGUUUUGUUUUUCAUUGUUCGACGUUCCCACUGCAUGCUGUGACUUCCCCCGCCUCCUCCUCAAACAAGAGACUCCACUGCAUGUUCCAAGACAGUAUGGGGUGUAAGAUAAAGAAGGGAAGUGUGUGGAUGUGGAUGGUGGGGGCAUGGACAAAGCUUGACACAUCAAGUUAUCAAGGCCUUGGAGGAGGCUCUGUAUGUCCUCAGGGGACUGACAACAUCCUCCAAAUUCCAGCCAUAAACCAAGAACUAGGCUGGAUCCUUCCCACUACAUAAUAGGGCUCAGCCCAGGCAGCCACCUUUGGGCUGAGCUACCAGGACCAAUGGGUUAAACUGGCAUUUCAGUCCAAGGAAGCUCAAAGCAGGUUUAGGACCAGGCCCCCUGGAGAGGUCAGAGGGGCCUCUGUGGGUGCUGGGUACUCCAGAGGUGCCACUGGUGGAAGGGUCAGUGGAGCCCCAGCAGGAAGGGCGGGCCAGCCAGGCCAUUCUUGUCCCUGGGUUGGGGAGGCAAGGAGCUAGGGCAGGGACCAAAUGAACAGAAAGUCUCAGCCCAGGAUGGGGCUUCUUCACAGGGCCCCUGCCCUCCUGAAGCCUCAGUCCUUCACCUUGCCAGGUGCCAUUUCUAUUCCGUGAAGGCCACUGCCCAGGCCCCCGGUGCGCCCCCUAGUGGCCAUAGCCUGGUUAAAGUUCCCCAGUGCCUCCUUGUGCAUAGACCUUCCUCUCCCACCCCCUUCUGCCCCCGGGUCCCCGGCCAUUCAGCGGGGCUGCCAGAGAACCCCAGACCCUCCCUUACAGUAGUGUAGAGCCCCCUCCCUCUUUCGGCUGGUGUAGAAUAGCCAGUAGUGUAGUACGGUGUGCUUUUACGUGAUGGCGGGUGGGCAGCGGGCGGCGGGCUCCGCGCAGCCGUCUGUCCUUGAUCUGCCCGCGGCGGCCCGUGUUGUGUUUUGUGCUGUGUCCACGCGCUAAGGCAACCCCCUCCCCCAUACUGACUCCUUCUAUAAGCGCUUCUCUUCGCAUAGUCACGUAGCUCCUACCCCACCCUCUUCCUGUGUCUCACGCAAGUUUUAUACUCUAAUAUUUAUAUGGCUUUUUUUCUUCGACAAAAAAAUAAAAAGGUUUCUUCUGAAA
Molecule: messenger RNA, 7958 nt
Organism: Macaca mulatta (Rhesus monkey)
Lineage: Eukaryota; Metazoa; Chordata; Mammalia; Primates; Cercopithecidae
Source: RefSeq, a predicted model, not a curated record